Messenger RNA from Sciurus carolinensis (gray squirrel), 4588 nucleotides. RefSeq names its product malonyl-CoA-acyl carrier protein transacylase (gene Mcat). Gene Ontology annotation, molecular function: transferase activity. The record is from RefSeq and is a predicted model, not a curated record. Lineage: Eukaryota; Metazoa; Chordata; Mammalia; Rodentia; Sciuridae. The transcript is spliced from 4 exons. The coding region runs from base 164 to 1339 and encodes 391 amino acids.
GUCCCUGAGCCUUGGCGGAACCGGAAAUCGCGGAACUUUUUUCUUCCCUCCCGCGGGUGCCCCGGGAAGCACGGCAGGAAAUGCACGAAGGACCACCCCGCGCCGCGCAGCCGCAGUGGAGCCUCGGUCGCUAGGGUAACGUGCUCUGGGCAGGUGGGUCGCCAUGCGCGCCCCGGUCGCGCGGGCCGCUUGGGCCUGGAGCUGGAGCGCUAGUUGCCACCGCGGCGUCUCUAACUUCCCAGUACCUCCGCCCGGCGCGGUGAACGUGGCAGAGCUUCUGCGAGGCGCGACGGCGGCGGAGGAGGAGCCCGGGGCGGCGACAGCGCGGCGGGCGCCCGGCCAGUACUCGGUGUUGCUCUUCCCAGGCCAGGGCAGCCAGGUAGUGGGCAUGGGCCGCGGUCUGCUCGGCUACCCGCGCGUCCGCGAGCUCUACGACGCCGCGCGGCACGUGCUGGGCUACGACCUGCUGGAGCUGAGCCUGCACGGGCCGCAGGAGGACCUGGACCGCACGGUGCAUUGCCAGCCCGCUGUCUUCGUGGCUUCGCUGGCCGCUGUGGAGAAGCUCCAUCACCUGCAGCCUGCGGUUAUUGAAAACUGUGUUGCUGCUGCUGGAUUCAGUGUGGGAGAAUUUGCAGCUCUAGUGUUUGCUGGAGCCAUGGAAUUUUCUGAAGGUUUGUAUGCAGUGAAGGUCCGAGCUGAGGCCAUGCAGGAAGCUUCAGAAGCUGUCCCCAGUGGGAUGUUAUCUGUCCUCGGCCAGCCUCAAUCCAAGUUCACCGCUGCCUGUUUGGAAGCCCAGAAGCACUGCAAGUCAUUGGGCAUAGAGAGUCCCGUGUGCGAGGUGGCCAGCUACCUCUUUCCUGAUGGCAGGGUGAUUUCAGGACACCUCGAGGCUCUGCGGUUCCUCCAGAAGAAUUCCUCCAGGUACCACUUCCGACGCACCAAGAUGCUGCCGGUGAGCGGAGGCUUCCACACCCGCCUCAUGGAGCCCGCGGUGGAGCCCCUGGCACAGGUUCUAAAGGCAGCGGAUGUCAGGAAGCCCCUGGUGUCCGUCUACUCCAACGUCAGUGGGAGCAGAUACCUGAACCCCAGGCAUAUCCGGCAGCUGCUGGGGCAGCAGGUGGUCUCCCCUGUCAAAUGGGAGCAGACCAUGCACGCCAUAUACGAGAGGAAGAAGGGCACGGAGUUCCCCAGAACGUUUGAAGUGGGCCCUGGCCAGCAGCUGGGGAGCAUCCUGAGGAGCUGUAACCUGCAGGCCUGGAAGGGCUAUAGCCAUGUGGAUGUGCUGUGGUCCAGCGAGGACCCGGACGCGGACCUGGACCCCAGUGAAUCUCCACGGUGACUGCUGUGGGGUCAGCCUGCCCUGCCCCACUGGCUCCCCCAGGAUGGAGAGGGAGGGUGUGGCCGUGCCAAGUGCCCCUGAGGAGCACCGAGGGGGAGGUUUCUUUGCGUGGCGCCGCCCGCUCCUCCCCCUUGCAAAGACGAGGGACUCCUGGGUGCUGGGCACCUGCAGAGCUGCCCCUUCAGCCUGGCAGGGGUUGCCCCGUGGACCUCACACCCUGCUUUGUGGCUGCUGAGGACACCCGCAUGGCCUUGAGCUGGGCCAGUGCCCGAGGGGCCCCUGCACUGCCCUGCAGCCUGCUGGCCACCUGUGGCCAAAAUCCUGUCUCCUUUGUCCCCGGGUCUAAAAGGCUUAGGCAGCCGCUCUGUCCCCUCCCACUCAACUGUGGAGAGAUCAAGUCCUGUGUUCUUACAUAUCCAGGAAGUACUUAUUAAGUGCCUGCUGUGUGCCAGAGAGCAGGUGGCUUCUGCCUUGGCAGGGGCCCCUGAACAAGUAGGAGCGGUGUGGAUAUGCCCAGGCAAGGAGGGCGGCUGGGGGCCCUGACCCCUAGGCUUGGCCCUGCCUCUUCAUGGAGAGCACCCCUGUGCCACCUGUGGACAGUGGUCACUGCAGCCUCUGCCCGCCUGUAGCCAGCAGGAGCAAGACUGAGGAUGCAGCUCCUUGAGAUGUUAAAUACCAGCCACUCUGAGCUCUGCAGCUGGCGUGUCCAUCUUUCGGUGACAGUGGGGCCUCUCAGUGGGAAUGAAAUCCCUGGGUUUUGUCACACCCUGGAAGUGGGCUUCUCACUGUGAAGUCUACAGCAUUUCUCCACAGGGCCCUGUUGGCCUCUGGCAGAACCCAUCCUGAGCAUCUGUCUGUCCUGGCUCCAGCCACUCCAUGCCCACGCAGUGCUUCCAGGCACUGUGGCCCCAGUACCCCACACGCUUCCCUGCAGCCCUGGCUGAGGCCGCUGCAGAGUCACCACAGCCUCCUGAGUGUUACCAGAGCACAGAGUCUUUGGAAAGAACUUCCCCCUUUUCUUUGAAAUCGGGUCUGGCCGAGUGUGGCGGCGCAGCCUGUAUUCCCAGAGACUCCAGGCGCUGAGGCAGGAACAUCACAAGUUCAGGACCGGCCUCAGCAACUUACUGAGACCUGCCUCGAAAAUAAAAAGGACCAGGUGACGUAAGUGAGUGGUAGAGGACGUGACUAGCACGCACAAGACUCUGGGUACAACCCCCCGCACCACGAACUGACUUGCCAGGGGCUGGUCUUGAACUCCUGGGCUCAGUGACCCUCCUGCCUCAUUCUCAGGGUAGCUUGUCCACACACCCAGAAAGAACUGUUCAUAAAUCUUUGUCACACAAAGAUCUUUUUACUGUUUUCUGACACUCACCAACUCAGUUUGAAACCCCUUUUGCGGGGAUUGAGUCGGAGCAGCUGGGGGGGACGCAGGCUCCACAGUCCUGAGUCUCCUGAUGGUUCUGCAAGCAGGAAGGGGCCUUAGGGUUAUGCUCAGCUCUAAGGACAAAAAUCCCAAGUGAGGGGACCGUGGAGGGUACAGGCAAUGGCUGAGGUACAGGCCUUUCUGCUCUCUGGGACCCCCCUUUUAAUUCAGUCUUGGGUGGUACAAGGAGCCCCGCCAUAUCUAAGCCACAGGGGGAAGAAAGAGCAGCCCAGGGUGUGCAGUACUGCCUUGGGAAGAUUCUGGAAAGCUGCUGGCAUUGCCAUCUGCUGAGGAACUGGCUCCUUCCGAGGCACCUUUGGGUGCCAUGUCUGGAGAACCUACCUGUUCUUCCAGGUCUACCUGGAAUCGUGCCACCCUCGUGCCCAGCAGGAACAGCCUUCCCUGGGCACUUUCUAACUGGCUCAUUCUAGCCUCCUCAUCUCCAGGAAUCCUGACCCAGCCAGGGACCUUGUUCACAAGCCCUUGAAACCCUGUCGUGUCCACAGGCCUACACCAGGGGCCACCUCAGGCACAUGUCCUUGACCUGGUGAGGUCACGUGAUGGGUCCUUGUGCCUCAACUCAGGGAAGCCACUCCACUAUCCCCAGGGCAAAGUCUGCCACCACCUUGUGUGGCCCAGGGCCUGCUUCAGGGCUGCCCUUGUGGAGAGCUUUAGAAUCACCAGGCUACCAGGUGCCCAGCCGGUUGGGGCUUUUGUUGUUUUCUUUAGUUUUCCUGUAGCUGUAGAGAGCAGCAUGCCUUUUAUUUGUUUUUAUGCGGUGCUGAGGCUCGAACCCAGCGCCUCACGCGUGCCAGGCAAGCGCUUACCACAGCCGCAGCCCCGCCCCGGUUGGUUUUCUGAGCCAUCAUUUCCCAGAGACCCGCCUCCACUCGGGGAUGGGACUGUGUGAGGUAGGGGGCAGGUGUGGAGGGAACAGGAGGUGGCGACUACUGGGCGCCCUGCAGUGCCAGUCCCUAUGGAGGGUGAGGAUGAUGCUGGGCCCUGCUGCAGCCAGGGGCGGGCGCAAGCGGCCUGAAGCCAUGUCAGCAGGCUGCAGCUGGCCUCUGACGGUACCAUGCCUUGCAGGCUGGUCUCCCUCUGAUAGGGUGCGCUGCCUGGAGUGAGCCCAAGGCAAGAGGUGCAGCCACCUGUGGGUGCCGAAGGCUCACCCACGUCCUGGUCCUGGGGUGGUCUGUGGGAGAUGCUGUGGGUGAGACACUGGCCCAAGGAAGCAUCUGCCUCCUUUGCCAUGCCCAGGCCAGAAAGGCCCCUUCCCCUUCCCAUCUCCCUCAUUCAGGACAGAAUCCACAUCUGCUAUUCUCAGGGCCUCAGGAUCCUGGAGAACUCAUGGCCACGAGGGGAAGGCUAGAUCCCAUGACUUGCCUCUGUCUGUCAGUCACUGCGUGGCCACAGGAUCCCACCAGCCCAUCUUCCACCCCAGGGCUUUUGCACAUGGAGCUUCCUCAGCCUGAUGCACCUGUCUUCUCCAGAGCCAGUUCCUCCUUUGGAAGGCCUCUCCUUCAUGGUCCCACUCACCCCACCCCAGCAUUUCCUUUGUUUCCUUCAAUCCCCAUUGUAAGGUAGAAAAGGGUGGAAACUUGGUCUGACCAUGGUGUUUAGAGGCUGGGCCUCUGCAAGGUGAUUGGGGUUAGGCAGGGUCAUCAAGGUGGGGCCUAUGACUGAAUCCAGGAGGCUUUAUAAAAGAGAAACCAGGAGAGAUAGACACCCACUCCAGGGUCUCGGCAUGGAAUGUCCCAGAAACUCAACCAGAUGCAGCUCCUCGACCACACACCCCCAGAAUUUGGAGCCAAAUAAACCUUGAUAAC